Symbiodinium sp. CCMP2592 is the source of this 1467-nucleotide messenger RNA. The record is from the annotation of a GenBank genome assembly. Lineage: Eukaryota; Dinophyceae; Suessiales; Symbiodiniaceae.
AUGGGAUGCUUCCAUGGUGCUUUCGCUACUGAAGGCUUGACGAAGACGUUGGCUUGUGAAUUGCCAGAAUUGGAUUUCACGAAAUCGGCGGACGAAUCGCUCAAGCAGUUUCAGGAGCUGUACUUGGGGAGGGCCGCCGUCGUUCUGCGUGGCCGGGCUUCAGGCAAUGAAUGGCAGCGGCUGCGACGUCUUUGGGCGCGAUCGCGGCUGUUCGCAAAUCACGGUACUCGCACCGUGCGGCCCAGUGACCUGCAUCGAGGCUGCGGCCUGGCACACGCGCGAAAGAAGAGGACGUCCGUGAUGCACUCUGCCAUGGCUCCCGGCGGUGGCUGCUGCUACCUGCAGCCGCACCACGAAGUGCCUCUGACAGCUCGUGGUCACCUACAAAUUCCAAGCGAGCUUCGUGACGUGCGCCUGCAUGGUCCCAGUAUCAGCAUCGGUGGAAGAGGUUCCACGGCUGUUUUGCACAGGCACGAAGAAGCCUGGAUGGCACAGGUGUACGGCAAAAAGCUGUGGCUUGUGGGACGAGGAGGCAGUGAUCUUUCUGCCGACGCACUAAGCAAGCCGUGCCUCCACUACAAGACAGCCGGGAACAUUGAAAUUGCAACUUCGGACGGCCCGUUGCACCUGCGGCGUUGUGUGACUGGACCAUCAGAUGUCAUUUACGUGCCAGAUCGCUGGGCACAUGCAACUUGUGGCCUGAGCGGUUUCAACAUCGGCGUUGGUUUCAUUGGAUCUGUCUCCCUGCUGCCUCCACUGCAUCAGGCGAGCGUCGAUGGAGAUUUACAAGAGGCUUUGAAGUCUCUGCAGUCCAAGGCAUCAGCGCUGCAGCUUGGUGGCCGCGGCAUGCUAAAUGAAAACGGUCUGCUGCCUUUGCAUUGGGCUGCUUGGAACGGCCACCUCCCCUUGGUCGCUUUGCUCCUCCGUGCCCAAGAAGAGGCCGAGGUAGCAGAGGGCAUCGACGAAAAGGGCUUUGGUGCUGCACACGCACUGCGCUGGGCCGCGGCACGGGGCCAUGCAAGGGUCACGGCUUUCCUGGCGCGGCGGGCUGGUCAGGCUGCGGACGAACAAGGAACCACGCCGCUCCACUGGGCAGCGGCAACGGGGCACACCUCGGUGUCGCUCCAGCUGCUCGCGCUGAAGGCAGACCCCAACACUCCCGAUGUCUAUGGAGCACGGCCCGUGCAUUUCUUGGCCGGAGAGGGCCACGUGCCAGUUCUGAGGCUGCUGCUCCUCCACAAAGCCAACAUAGAAGUGGCGGAUGAGGAGGGCAUCGCUGCAAGCCACGCCGCCUCGCAGUUUGGCCACACGGCCUUGCUCCAAGAGCUUGCUCGCGCAGGUGCAGAUGUGCACAGGGCGUCCAGUACGGGUUUCAGGCCGUGGCACUUUGCAAAGGCCGCCGGGCAUUCGUCGACUUGCGAGUGGCUCGAGAUUCAAAAGUGUCAGUGCGAGCAUCAAUGGUCCUAA